Molecule: messenger RNA, 4856 nt
Organism: Linum trigynum
Lineage: Eukaryota; Viridiplantae; Streptophyta; Magnoliopsida; Malpighiales; Linaceae
Source: the annotation of a GenBank genome assembly
UGUUUUUUUGCACCAAAGGGAGGUGUUAGUUUGAUGGGCAGGAGCUCCCCAUUGGUCGACACGGACAAAAAUCACUACGCUACUUGGCCUGUCUUUUUUUCCAACUCCUUUUUGACCAAUUAAUCUCAGCCGUGCGAUCAAUUCCCACAUUAAUAAAUCUGUGGUGGUGGAGCAGGCGCCAGCGGAAUUUAUGUUGUGGCUAUUAUUAAAAGCCCCCUACUUUAUUGACUUGACCCGAUUUUGCCACGACCUGGCGACCUGUAUUAUUGCUUCCUUUCUUUUCUCCCGCAUAUGGGCUCGGCCCAUAAAUCAAGAGGCGGACUCAAUAAUGGGCCGAAGCUCGGUGUCGGCCCAUAAUACCUUUCUCCUCUUCCCUCUCUCUACGACUGAACCCGAGUCGUCUUGCAGAGAAACAGUUCGACAUUUCCCUAACAAUCGGAGAAAGACGGAAAAAUGGGUAGCCUAUCAAUCUGUCCGUUAACUCAGUUGGGAUACAGCAGUUGCCGUCUCCCUUCCAAUUGGACCAGAAAGUCCAUCGCAAUCCGCGCGGACGGCUCUCCGGCGAGCAAAGAUCAGCAGGAUCAGCUCAACGUAUCCGUUCUCCGCUUCACAUUCGGAAUUCCUGGGCUGGACGAGACCUACUUGCCGAGAUGGAUAGGCUACGGAUUCGGUUCACUUCUUCUAUUAAACCACUUCGUCGGCUCCGAUUCCUCUACUACCUCGGCGCAGCUGAGGACGGAGGGUUUGGGGCUUUCCUUGGCAGCUUUCUCCGUCGCGCUGCCUUACUUCGGCAGGUUUCUCAAGGGUGCCACUCGGGUGGACCAGGUUGCUCUUCCUGAAGGUACUCAGCAGAUUUUUGUCAUGUCGCCUACCAUUUCUGAAUCUGAGAAGGAGGAAUUUGCUUGGGGGAGUUAUGUUUUACUGCGCAAUACGAAUACGAUAGCUGUGUUGAUAUCAAUCCAAGGAGAAUUAUGUGUUCGUGGGUACUGGAAUGUGCCAUAUGACAACGGCACUGCAAAAGCUCCUAUCCUUGAUUGGUUCCAGAGACAGAUUGAGAAUAUUGGUUUGGGGGACUUGAAAGACGUCCUAUAUUUUCCCCAGGUGCCAGGAUCUGAACUCUGGGAGAUGCUGCCCAAUGGAACUCGGUCACUGCUGGUGGUGCCGGUGCUUCAAUCGAGAGAUGGAAGCGGCAUUGAGAUGAUAAAGAACAGAGGAUUUGUUAUAUUGGCUUCAAACAUGGAGUAUGCCUAUACUGAGAAAGACAGAGCUUGGAUAAAAGCAAUUGCGAACAAAUUUAGAGAUACAAACCUCUCCUGGUCCAGAGAAGUAAACUGUUGUGCUGGAAGGCUGACCUGGUAGUACCAUACUGUGCACCCUGGCCCCAUCUUCACCAAGAACUUGUCCCCUUGCCGAUGUAGGAUAAAAUGGAAUGGAGUUGUCUACUCAGCUUCCAUUGUGGUGAUUGCUGAUUGGUAUAAAAGCCUUUUAUUUUUAUCUUUACCAUCAGUUCCAGCUGGAAAUGUAAGCGAAAUGAGGUGUUCAGUACUUAACGUCACUGGUGUCUGUUUUGUUUUGGUGUUUUGAAGUUCAGCUUACCACAACAUCUGUUGCUAGAUCUUUCCCAGAUUGGAGAGGCUUUUUGGCAAUUUGGACCGCAUCUGCUGAUGGGGAGGUCCUGCAUGUGCGAGACAAAUUUACAUUAUUCACUCUUCUCGUACGAGGUCAGUACUCUUGAACGUUAUUCUGUCUUCUGGAGAAGGCUUGGAAGAGUUUUAUUCAUCGACAAGUUCUGCUGUAUUGUUUACUAGACUAGCAUGGCUGGUGUUGUUAGUGUUAAUUACUGAAAUCAUACUGUUUUUACAGUUGCAUCUGCUGCUGAUUCCCCGAUUUCAACAUUGUUGUAGUGGAAGGAAGCUGAAAUAGCUGCUCGUUGGAGGACAAUCGAUCGGAUUGAUAGAGGUGGUGCUACCAGACACCCCUGUAAGUUUGAGAACCACUACUUGAACUCCCAUAUAUAAAAUUUACUUCAAAAGAAAAGAGGUUUAAAUCCAAACACAAAACUUUAUAUUAAUUGCAGAAAGUACCAACCGCUAAAUAAAAUCUGAAACCUUUUCUCACCCUGUGCUCACCAUGCUGGCCUUGUCACAGAAUGCUAACAACGCCGCUACUGUGUCUACUUUAAUCCGGGGCAUAUACACCACACUUCUCAUCCCAAAUGCCGUCACCUGGUAUGGAAAAUUCGAACACAACUUACUCCUGGAAACACUUAAACGCGUACUCUGUAAUGGCAAAGUCUGAAAGCUCUCUCCUUUAAUUUCACAGUGCAGAGAAGUUGAUGGGAAAGAGUGCAAAAAACAACCUGCUUGACAUUAUCGUAAACCGUAUAAGGAUCAGUGAAGUCGACGACUACUCCCGUCUCUUUGGACUGCCAUAAUUUGCAGAAAGCUUCUCAUUAUCAGUUCCUCACUAGCAUUCCAGUCAUGGGUAUGAACGAGUGGACAGGCAAGGCAAUCAGCAUUUUACCUCCGAUAUGGAACCUAGAACAUCGUGAGAUCAUUUAUCACCGGUAUUUCCAGCGGUUCUUCCAUGUCGCAUAGCUAACCUCCAGAAACAACAAAGUGAAAAUUCUUGCCUCUAAUUCGUCUUGCCAUUGCCGAAGAAGAGAAAAAAGAAACAGCUAGGAAAACCUUUCAAAUAUCUUCUCUGACAAAAUGGUUGUCAACAGCACCUGCAACUUCCAGUCCUCUGGCUUUGGUAACUGUCAACACUGCCGCCCUCCCUAUCUCUUUUGCUGCUCCAUUUAUCACUACCUGUUAUUAUUAUUUUUUAAAAAUUGAAUGAAACACUAAAGUGGAAAAGGAAAGGUUCAUUUUUUUUCUUCUUCCUCCUGUUAAUAAUAACCAACCAUAUACCUUGAUGUUGCUCUGAGUAGGCUGAAUGGAGCAGGGGACAGAAGAAGAAGACCUGGCUUUGACAUUCUUGGAAACUCUAUGAAACGUGAACUGAAAAUGGCAGCUCAAGGAUUCCAUAGCUUCUUUUCGCCCUCCUUAAGCUGAAAAUAGGUACCCUUCCACUCUCUCUCAGUAGAGUAGCAUGUGCUCUUGUGGUUCAUUCUUGUUCGUGUUGGGAUAAUGUUAUCAUUAUUAUUCUUUUUAUCAUCUUCAUCAGUUUUUUCCUCUUCCCUUGCUUGUUGUGGAUAGGGGACCUUGUUGGGAGUGAAAUUGGAGGGACAGUGACUCAUGGAUGCCGGCAUGUGCAUAUGGGAGACAUGGGCGGCAAGUACCAGUUGGAUUCUGUUUUUUUCUUUUUCCGCUUCUUUUUUGCGCCCUACUAUUUCAUGAGUGUCAUUUUCUGGUGUCAAAUUCCUUGCUGUGCUGGCUGGAGUAAACAUCGAAGAAGAGAGAGGCACGUGAUUCCAUCCAGGCUUCAGUCCUUGCGUCGUCUCAUCACUGUUCAUUCCCUUCAGUGCCCGGAAAAACGCCAUCAAAUUCAAAGCUCCAUCGCUCUCCUGGGUCAUGCUAAUUCGAGCUAAUAAUUGAGAGAGCCCCUCAUCUGCUGACGAUGCAAAGAAAGGUGAGAUUUUGCUGCCCUUUAUCCUAAAUAUAGAAGAAUGAUUGAACCAGAAUUUGAAGUAACAACAACGAGGGAGGCGAUGAAUUAUGGGAGAAGACAGUGGAGUGACAGUUCAACAUUUUUGGCGACAGACAGAGAAUGAAUUGGCUGGGCACAGGCUUUCUCUUAUCGAGCCAUGGUGGGCUCUUCCGCCGGCUGGAAUUGAUGGAGACGGCAUUACAAGGUUAGAUAAACAAACUCCAUGAUUGUCUAGGAAGUAUUUGUCAUGAUUCACAGAGACAAUUGUUGGUUUUGGUUAAAAAGGGUCAAUUGUUGGUCCAUUCAUAGUAGUUUCUGGAGUGAGUGGGGGCAGUUUGUAAUUAACUGCGUUAAAACAUAUUAGAACGAGACAGCACAUUAAGGGGACCUAAUUGCAAUGAUGUGGAAAUGACAUUUUGGGGCCAAAAAAAGGCCAAUUGGGGUAGGGUUUGUUUCAUGAUAAUUAAUUAUUUGUGUGGUGCUGUCACUUUGAGUUGAGUCACAUAAUCUUACCAAUCCUAGCUAGCUAUGGAUUGCAACUCUUUGUGCUCUCAUUGGAUCUCCAUUCCAACAUGACAUUAUGCCUAAAUGAUUAUCUUUUUCUUGAUUAUCCUUUUGUUUGAAGGUGCAUUCUUUGUUUCUCAUUGUCCUAACCUCUGUUUCUCAUUAAUCAAACCAGGCUCAAAGACCUUCUGAACCAUCAUAGUAUAGCCACUACCGCCUACUGUAGCCUGGCAUUGUCACAAUACAAAAGAUUAUGCAUCCCAAUAUCAAGAUCAUAAUCCAAAAUUAGCAAGAAAAUCGGUUGCAUAGUUGACUUCAUGGUAGUAAAUGGCUGGUUUGGACUUCCUAUCUACCGUCGACGAGCUGUUUGAACCUUCGAGUUAGAUAAUAUUGAUUUCUAUCACUAUCUUAUCCGGACCACGAUGUAUCGGAUUUAGAACAUUUUUUUUUUUUUUGUAUUCUUCAUUGUUAUUAUCUUGAUAAUUUCAUGUUUAUUAGGGGAGAGAACAUAGAAUUGCUGUUUUUGUUCAUUGUUUAAGACAGUGUGUUUAGUUUUUUUUUAACCCUUAAUUGACAGGUGAACUAUACAGCUAGGGAACUCUAAUGGAGGAAAUAAUUUUGACUUUCGAGAUAGAGAGAGUUGGUGAAUGGUGAAUGGUGAAUGGUGAUGGUGUAAUACUAAUGUAGAAUUUUAUACUUUUUUUUUUUUUGAAGAAAUGUAGAAUUUUAGACACAGCAACAAAUAUACACGUCAAUCAUGU